AUCUCCGUAUACAGGGGAGGCAGUAGCAUGAAUGACAUCUCCCGUGGCCAACGACCUUCAAGGAAGAAUUGACCUCUCUCAGCCUCAAGAAAACCAUUCAAAUGCUGCAUCCAGAACAAAUUCUGCUGGGCCUAGAGUUGGAGAGAUCACUCUACCCAAUGGCGACAUCUAUUACGGCACACUAUCCAGGGAAAUGCAAAUACCCGAGGGCACAGGGCGGUACAUCUGGUCCGGGAGCAGCUGCGUGUACGAGGGCGAGUGGAGGAGAGGAAUGAGGCAUGGCCAAGGAAAAACUCUAUGGCCAUCGGGAGCAACCUACGAAGGUGAAUACUCUGCCGGAUACAUGGACGGUGAAGGAACGUAUGUCAGCCCCGAUGGCGCCUCUUCUUAUAAGGGACAGUGGAAGCUGAACCGCAAGCACGGCCUCGGUCUUCAGACGUACCCCAGCGGAGACAUGUACCAAGGUUCCUGGAUUCAGGGGCAGAUGGAAGGCCAUGGCAGGUAUACAUGGGCUAAUGGCAACAGUUACGUUGGCACCAUGAGAAAUGGGCUCAUGUCUGGCAAGGGGGUCCUUACAUGGAACACCGGGGAGUCGUUCCAGGGGAACUGGCUUGACGGCAUGAUGCACGGGUACGGGCUGUAUACGUGGGAGGACAGUGGAUACUAUCUUGGAACCUGGACCAGGGGAUUCAAGGAUGGAAGUGGCACAUUCUAUCCUAAACAUUGCAGAGUUCCCACGGCUCACAUGCUCUACAUUGAUGAUUUGAGGAAGAGAGGUGUGCUUCCUGACAUCUCAGCUAUCCUUCAGCAAUCCUCUUCCUUCAACACUAAGGCCGACGCGGAUCAAGAGUCUGCGGAUGCUAGUUUGCCCAGUAGAAACUUGAGUUUCGGGAGACCGCCUUCGAAGAAGCCGUCUUUACAGAGACGCUGGAGUAUCGGAGUGGCUAUCGAAAAAAUCAUCGGCCGUGAAUCUGGUGCAGGUUCUGAAACACAAGAAGAUAUGGCUGGUUCUGAGUUCCCUAUACUCGAAAGGGUGUAUGCGCAGGGCGUUCUUAUCAGCGAAGUUGUGCUGAAUAAGAGCUCCUCGGAUUCAUCCAAGAAAUUGAAACGUCGCCAAAGCAAGAUGACGAAGGAUAUCAAAAGGCCUGGAGAGGCAAUCAUUAAAGGACACAGGAGCUAUGAUCUAAUGCUUUGUCUGCAGCUUGGAAUCAGGUACACGGUUGGAAAGAUUACGCCGAUUCAGAGGCGUGAAGUGCGAGCUUCUGAUUAUGGCCCCAAUGCAAGUUUCUGGAUGAACUUCCCCAAAAAAGGAUCACGACUAACUCCUGCACAUCGUGCUGUUGAUUUUAAGUGGAAGGACUAUUGUCCAAUGGUUUUCAGAAAUUUGAGGGAGAUGUUCAAGAUUGAUACAGCCGAUUAUAUGAUGUCAAUUUGUGGAAGUGAUGCUCUUAGGGAGUUAUCUUCACCUGGGAAAAGUGGAAGUAUCUUUCUCUUAUCACAAGAUGACCGGUUUAUGAUCAAGACCCUUCGAAAAUCAGAAGUGCAGGUUCUUUUGCGUAUGCUUCCAGACUAUUAUCGGCAUGUCCAUACUCAUGAGAACACACUCGUAACCAAAUUUUUUGGCCUCCAUAGGGUGAAACCUUCAAGUGGUCAAAAGUUUCGAUUUGUAGUGAUGGGAAACAUGUUCUACACAGCACUUAGAAUUCAUCGAAGAUUUGAUUUGAAAGGUUCAUCUUUGGGUCGUUCUACCGACAAAAUUAAAAUUGAUGAGAACACGACUCUGAAAGACUUGGAUCUGAACUACUCAUUUUAUCUUGAGCCUUCAUGGCGGGAUGCUUUGCUUAAACAGAUUGAGACCGACAGCGAAUUUCUAAAGAAGCAGGGUAUAAUGGAUUACAGUUUACUUCUUGGUUUCCAUUACCGGGCUCGUCAAAACCUACAAAGACGAGCAUCAUUUCAUGAAGGCAUUUUGGCGGAUAAACUAGCUGUUCUUUCAGAAGAAGAUGCAGUGGAGGAGGAUUCCACUUAUAACUACCAAGAAGGACUGGUUUUGGUACAGAGGGGUAACGACCAAAAGAGUAAAGUCGACGUUGGCCCUCACAUAAGGGGAAGCCGCCUGCGUUCGUCGUCUGCUUGUUUUGAGGAAGUAGAUCUCUUGCUUCCAGGCACAGCAAGGCUUCAGAUUCAGCUAGGGGUGAAUAUGCCCGCGAGAGCGGAAAAAGAAGAAAAGCAAGAAGAUGGCGACAAAUCGUUCCGUCGGGUGUAUGAUGUGGUGCUGUACAUAGGGAUCAUUGAUAUUCUGCAGGAGUACAGCAUGAGGAAGAAGAUUGAACAUGCAUACAAGUCCAUCAAGUAUAACCCCUUGUCAAUAUCUGUUGUCGAACCUCGAUUCUACUCGGAGCGCUUCCUCAAAUUCAUUCACACCGUCUUCCCUCAGAACUCGUCCAACUGACAAUUCAUCUGUCUUUCCUCCUCCUCCCAGGCAAAAAGAUGUAGAGUAAAAAAAUUUCCAAGGAAUGUGUUCUGCUGUAAUGUGUAUGGCAAGAAUAAUGUAGAUAAAUUCAAGGAAAUGCAUUUGUUGUGUUGCUAUAAAGAUAUGCCACGUGUCUGUGAACCAAUCCACACAUUUGUCA
Molecule: messenger RNA, 2633 nt
Organism: Lolium rigidum
Lineage: Eukaryota; Viridiplantae; Streptophyta; Magnoliopsida; Poales; Poaceae
Product: phosphatidylinositol 4-phosphate 5-kinase 9-like
Exons: 8
Coding region: 32-2452 (806 amino acids)
Biological process (GO): phosphatidylinositol metabolic process
Molecular function (GO): 1-phosphatidylinositol-4-phosphate 5-kinase activity; ATP binding
Source: RefSeq, a predicted model, not a curated record